Messenger RNA from Amphimedon queenslandica, 1151 nucleotides. RefSeq names its product solute carrier family 35 member E1-like. The record is from RefSeq and is a predicted model, not a curated record. Lineage: Eukaryota; Metazoa; Porifera; Demospongiae; Haplosclerida; Niphatidae. The transcript is spliced from 8 exons. Bases 56 to 1051 code for a protein of 331 amino acids.
AUGAGCUUAUUCGUUUCACUUCCUCUUUCUCUUUGCGGUCGUCGAAAAGGAAAAGAUGAGGAGUACAGCAACAAAAGUGAUCUGUCUCUGCCUCCUCUGGUAUGUCAGCGGGGCCGGUAACAGCAUCGCUGCAAAGAAGGCUCUAUCAAUUUUUCCUUAUCCUAUGACAGUAUCAAUGCUUCAUUUAUUAGCAAUGAACUGUCUAUUAGGGCCAGCCCUAACUCUCCUCGACAUCCCGCCCACGCCUCAUUUAAGCAAGAGGUUCUAUAUUAAGAGACUCAUUCCGCUAGCUAUCAGUAAAGGACUGGGAUCAAUAUCGAGCCACUUUAGCUUGUGGAGAGUUCCAGUUUCUUACCUGCAUACUGUCAAGGCUUUAGUUCCAUUAUUUACAGUAGUCCUUUCAACAAUAAUUUUAAAAGAAUCUUACUCAUGGAAGGUAUAUGUUAGUUUACUGCCAAUUGUGUGUGGAGUACUGAUGGCUACUGUCACUGAACUGAGUUUUGACAUGAUUGGAAUGAUAUCAGCUACACUGGCUACGCUACUGUUUGCAUUGACUAACAUAUAUUCUAAAAAGAGUAUGAGGGAAGUGCAGAUUAAUCACUUAAGACUGUUGCUUUUAUUGACUCAGUUAGCUACAAUAUUCUUAUUUCCUACGUGGAUGUACUUUGAUGUAUGGAAUAUUGUCAAUAAUGUAUACAAGAUUCAACACAUCAGUUGGUUGGGUCUCAUGUUAGCCACUAGUGCUAUCAUGAGUUUCAUUCAAAGCAUUGUCUCAUUUUCUCUCCUCUCUCUCAUUUCUCCAGUGGGUUACUCGGUCGCUAACGCCAGCAAGAGGAUCAUAGUGAUCACAACGUCACUCGUGUUUCUACGGAAUCCAGUCACCCCCUACAACGCACUGGGAAUGGUAAUAGCUAUAUCAGGAGUCGCACUGUAUAACAAGAUAAAAUCUGAUAUACAAAUGAGGAGAAGCAUUCUUCCUAAGUCCCUCAAUGACAUCGCUAGUAGUAGCAGUAAUUCUAUAGCAAGCCUAUUGAUGUCAAGAAUAAUAUAACACAAUAUUAAUUUAUUUAUUUGAUUUAUAUUUCAUUUCAUUAUAUACGGGUAAUAAUUUUCAGUUGAUACCAUUCAAAAUAUUAAAAAAUUUAUAUCAA